This is a messenger RNA of Triticum aestivum (bread wheat), 1484 nucleotides long. RefSeq names its product protein PIN-LIKES 7-like. The transcript has 9 exons. Bases 65 to 1348 code for a protein of 427 amino acids. Gene Ontology annotation, biological process: endoplasmic reticulum to cytosol auxin transport. The record is from RefSeq and is a predicted model, not a curated record. NCBI's taxonomy places the organism in Eukaryota, Viridiplantae, Streptophyta, Magnoliopsida, Poales, Poaceae. Gene Ontology annotation, cellular component: membrane.
GGAGCCGCUCCGGUGGACCACUCCGUUGCCCCGCCGCGCAUUCUUCAGGAUCAGGGCCAGGACGAUGGGCUUCUUGUCGCUGCUCGCGGUGGCUUCCAUGCCGAUCGUCCAGGUCCUGCUCGUCGGCGUCAUCGGAGCCUUCCUCGCAUCAGGGUACAGCAACGUUCUCACCGCCAGCGCCCACAGGGACAUGAACAAGGUUGUUUUCACUGUCUUCACCCCUGCUCUUAUGUUCGCUAGCCUCGCCAAGACCGUCACCCUCUCCGACGUCAUCUCUUGGUGGUUCAUGCCGGUGAACAUAGCAAUCACAUUCCUAGUGGGUAGCGCCCUUUCUUGGAUAGCGUGCAAGAUCCUGAAACCACCGCCGCAUUUCCAAGACUUGAUCACCGCCUUCUGCUCAACAGGAAAUCUCGGCAACCUGCUGUUGAUCAUCGUCCCGGCUGUCUGCGAUGAAGAUGGCAACCCGUUCGGGAACGAUCGGAGCCAGUGCCGCUCGCGAGGGCUACCCUACUCUUCGCUGUCCAUGGCUCUUGGUGGCCUGUUCAUAUGGACGUACACCUACAGCCUGAUGCACAAGUCAGGGACGCUGUACCACAAGAUGCAGUCCAAGUGCGUCCAGCGCCCGGCUGACAGCGAUGAGGAACAUCUCGAGGGAUUCAAUGCCGGCGACGAGGAACGCAAUGAGAUGAACCAAAUUGUAAGUGCUCAUGAUCGUCCAUGUUGGUUGGCAUCUUCAGAGGAACUGACCGAGGCAGAAAUGCAGGAAGCUCCACUAUUAUCGGGCAAGAGCGACAUCGCCGACAACAAAGGAUUCUGCACGAACCUGGCGGAGGCCUUGCACCAGCUCGUCCAGGAGCUCAUGACGCCGCCGACAAUAUCCGCGAUAAUUGGAUUCGUCGUUGGGCUAGUGCCAUGGCUCAAGUCGCUGAUCAUCGGCGACGGCGCCCCUCUCAGAGUCAUCCAGGAUUCCCUCGAUUUGAUGGGCAAUGGCACUAUUCCCUGCAUCACCCUCAUUCUGGGAGGAAACCUGAUACAAGGGCUGCGGAAGUCGGUGCUGAAGCGCGCGGUGAUCGUGGCGAUCGUUUGCAUCCGCUACGUGGCAAUGCCAAUGAUGGGGAUCGCCGUCGUCCGCGCGGCGCACGGGGUUGGGUUCCUUCCCCAUGACCCUCUCUACCGGUACGUGCUGAUGUUGCAGUUCGCACUGCCGCCCGCUAUGAACAUCGGUACCAUGGCACAGCUGUUCGACGUGGCGCAGGAGGAAUGCUCAGUGAUCUACAUGUGGACGUACCUCGUCGCCACCGUGGCGCUCACCACCUGGUCCACCGUCUUCAUGUCCAUUCUCUCCUGAAGCAGGCAACCAUGAACAUUUCAAUUUUGUAAGGGGUCAGGGAGAAUUCCCUUAGAUUUCAGUUAUAAAGUGUUCAUUACAGAGCGUGUAAUUGUAAGUAGAUACGCCAUUCUUUCUGUAUACUAAAAAUAAUACU